GGGCUAGAGGUAAAUACUCUUAAAUCGGAAGGGAGCUGCCUCCAGUGUGGUCUUGACAGGCGCUGCCUGGGCUCCGCGGCGCUGUAAUAACUGGGUGACCUUUUCUUGGGCUGUAUUAUGUCUGGCUGGGAAGGGAUUGCAUUUUGCGGCUGAGAGCCAGGGCUUGCUUCAGCUCGGGCUCCUCGCACGCUGCCGGGGUAAGUUGUCUGGAGCCAGGACCAAGAGAGACAUCCCCCCCGGACUGCAGUUGCCUAAAAGAAGGACACCUGUGGCUCGCAUGCGGUCCACACUGGUACUUUGCGGAUCCUGGAGGACCUCAUUAAUUUAAACUUAAAAAAAAAAAUAGAGAUCCACCCCCCCUUUUUUUCAAACAAUGUUUCUUUUUGACCUUUCCCAAGGAGAAGCGCUACCAAGCAGCCUCUGUGCUCACUGAACACCCUCCCUGUAUCGCUUAAUUGAGAAGGCAUACAAAUGCUCUCAGUUCAGCCAGACACCAAGCCGAAAGGUUGUGCUGGCUGCAACCGCAAAAUCAAGGAUCGGUACCUUCUAAAGGCACUGGACAAAUACUGGCAUGAGGAUUGCCUGAAGUGUGCCUGCUGCGACUGUCGUUUGGGAGAGGUGGGCUCCACGCUGUACACUAAAGCUAACCUUAUCCUCUGCCGCCGAGACUACCUAAGGCUGUUUGGUGUAACAGGAAACUGUGCUGCGUGUAGCAAGCUCAUCCCUGCCUUUGAGAUGGUGAUGCGUGCCAAGGAUAAUGUGUACCACCUGGACUGCUUUGCCUGUCAGCUUUGCAACCAGAGAUUUUGUGUCGGAGACAAAUUUUUCUUAAAGAAUAACAUGAUCCUCUGCCAGACAGACUACGAAGAAGGCCUGAUGAAAGAAGGCUACGCACCCCAGGUCCGCUGAUCCGUCAGCAUCACCCCCAACAACACAAAGCACUACAUCCCUUUAUCUUUUUUGCUCACCUGUAUAUAAGAAUUGACACAGGAACCUACUAAAUAGGGUAGUGGUAGGACAGCAGGAUGGCCGGCCAUAUGGAAGAAAAGGCGGACUGCAUCUUUAUGUAGUAAAAUUGCCCCAGUUCAAGAGUUGAAUGUCCAUUAUUAAAGAAAGAAAAGUAAUGUAUAUAUUGCUGGAUUUUUUGCUUGCUAUUCGUUUUUGUGUCACUUGGCAUGAGAUGUUUAUUUUGGACUAUUGUAUAUAAUGUAUUGUAAUAUCUGAAGCACAAAUGUAAUACAGUUUUAUUGUGUUACCAUUUGUGUUUUGUUUGCUUCUUUGUAUUGUUGCAUUUGGGUACAAUCAGUGUUUAAACUUACUGUAUAUUUAUGCUUUCUGUGUCUACCAGCUAUUUUCAAUGAGCUAUACCUUUCUAGUAAGAACUGAAGAGCAAACCUCACCGAUGACACACAGAUAAUGCAAGACUAUCACAUUAGAAACACAAAAGUAAAUAAGUAAACACAGGCAAAGCAGUUAGUGACACCCACUCCUUAUGGCUCCUACAGUUAGGUGUAUUCAUGGUCUCAUGAUAACCCCCUAUUUUCAGGGGACUAAAGAUCAGCUUUAAAAAAAAACAAUAAAGAUUUCAGCUUAAAGCACUUUCAUUUUAUACCAACGUGAAAAGUGCCAUUUUUAGAAUGUCGUUAAGACUUAGUGAUGUCAUUUUAAUACUCUUUAUUGUGUCCCUCACCUUCGCUAUACAUUUAUUCUCUUUUUCUUUUCUCAAUCACACACCGUUUGUGAAAUAGUGCCUUUGGGUAGCAUGUAAAUUCUUUUUCCAAAGGGUUACUCUAAAUGAAAACGGUAUUAUCACAAUUAGGACAUAAUUUUUCAAAUUUAAAAUUCCUUGUAUAAAUGUUGUCCAGGCUUCUCCCUAGGAGAUGGGGCUUGAUGUCUUUAUGGUUAACGCACUGAUGACACCACACGGACCGGAGUGUGAUUCCACUGAAGCCAGGAUGAUGCCCCUUGAGUUCUUCGCCAUCGUCCUACUCAGAUCAUGUAACACUUGGGCUAAAAAUCUAUCUUUUUCAUUUCUUUUUCAUGAUGAAAUGUUUUCCCCUUAUUUAAAUGAUAGCUGAUGAAGAAGAAUGUUCUAGAAACAGAAACUGUGGGAAAGGAUUUACUUAAACUGCAACUAAGGAAAUAAAACCGAGACUCUGGUUCCCUCUUCUGCUCACACGUUGUUAUUUUGGUUUUGCAUUCUGCGGUGAGACAAGUUUUCCCCAAAUCCACUCCGAACAGGCACUGUGAACCAUAUUUGUUCUCCAGCAAACUCUGCACCAUGGGUUUUCUCAUUGUUCUCCAUUGCGUAUACAGGAAAUGUCCCCCACCGUUAUCUGCAUUACAUAUUUUCCGUGCCAGUUUCUGCAUUA
Messenger RNA from Microtus oregoni (creeping vole), 2372 nucleotides. It is a transcript of the gene Lmo3, whose product is annotated as LIM domain only 3. Bases 472 to 909 code for a protein of 145 amino acids. The record is from RefSeq and is a predicted model, not a curated record. Lineage: Eukaryota; Metazoa; Chordata; Mammalia; Rodentia; Cricetidae. Gene Ontology annotation, molecular function: DNA-binding transcription factor binding; transcription coactivator activity. Gene Ontology annotation, biological process: positive regulation of transcription by RNA polymerase II. The transcript is spliced from 4 exons. Gene Ontology annotation, cellular component: nucleus.